GGCAAGGCGUGCGGGACAAGAGUGGGUAGUUUACAGCUUUGAAAUUCCAACCUGCCGGGGAGGCGUGUGCGGCUGAGGUUUAAACUGCCAAAGAAAGCAGUUUUGCUUCAGCAAAUCUUCGCAGAUGUCUCCCUUUUGACUUGAGCCGGGUCAGUGGUCAAGUAGACUGGCCGUGGCGAGACUGGCCUACGGCUGAGGUGAUUUGAGGUAGCGCGAGAGGGGUGCGCCAUGUUCGCUCCCGGCUUGGGCUGGGGAUUUGGCUGCCUCUGGCUUAGCCAGUUCCGAGUUGGGGCCCGCAGAGCUGCGGGGCGCUGGGCUUGUCGGGCUGGCCCGGCCCGGCGGUACAGCUCUGGUGGGGGCGAGCGCCAGCCCGGGUCGGAGCCCGCGGUCUCCCCGCCAGGCCUCGCAUACCACACUCUGAAGGAGUGGGCGCUGCUGGUGAGCCCGUUUGGUCGGCUGCGGGCGCGGCUUCCGUGCCAUUUGGCCGUGAGGCCCCUGGACCCCCUUACCUACCCGGACGGCGACCGCGUGCUGGUUGCGGUGAGAGCAGCGGAGGGCGGGGCGCAGGACCUGGCCUGCCUGCUGGUGAAGUACGACGAGGCGCUGAAGGAGGUAGCCAUCGUGUCUGACACCAUCGACCCUCAGGCGUCCGUGGAGGUGAACGCGCCCCUGAAGUUUGAUUUGGAUAUCAAGUCAUCAGGGCCUGGCUGUGUAAAAGUCCAAAAUAUUGAGUGUGAUAAUUGCAAAAUUGAAACUGAGCAGGGGACUGGCAUCUUACAGUCUGUUAAGAGUCAAAAAUUACAUGUUCAGACAAAAGGAGGCAAAGUAAUCUGCCUGGGAACAGUUUAUGGAAAUACAGAUAUUCAUGCGUCGGAUAAAAGUACUGUGACCAUAGAUAAACUGCAAGGAAGUACUGUUAAUAUAUCUACUGAACAUGGUUUGCUGGAAGCCAAGUAUCUUUAUACAGAAUCAUCAUUUCUGUCUUCUGUUGCUGGAGAUAUUACAUUAGGAAGUAUUCAUGGUAAUGUAACAUUACAAAGCAAGAUGGGUAAUAUCACAAUAGAUUCAUCCUCUGGAUGUCUACAGGCCUCAACUCAUCAGGGUGCAAUAGAUGUUUAUGUCAGCCAACUAGGGAAAGUGGAGUUGAAAUCCCAUGAAGGCUCUAUUCUUGUCAAGGUCGCAUCUUCUCUUCAAGCUCAUUUACAGUUAUCGGGAAGAGAGGUUGAUGUGAACUCAGAAGUCCAUGUUCAAGAAAUGACUGAAGUUCAUAAAGACGAUGCUGUAAUAAUUACUGGGCUCAUGAAUCAAGCAAGCAAACAUGAAAAAUGGAUUAAGGCUGAUGCCCCAGAAGGCACUGUAAAUCUUAGAAGUCAAAGCUGGUUUCAGUCCCUAAAACUGCAGGACUGAGAAUGAUUUGAAUUGUAUUUAUAAUUUUGAGCAAUGACUAACAGAUCUGUGACUACAAAAAUGCAAACAACACAGUUCAUAUAAAUGCUGAAAACAACAAACCAGAAUGAAUACUGGUGAAUUGUCUUGUGGGAGCCUUUUCAAAAUUUGUAUUUAGCUAUUAUAUUUGUUUCCUAUUGCUCUGUAAUGAAAUUACCACAAACUUACCAUCUUAAAGUCACACUUUUAGCUCACAGUUGUGUGGGUCAAGAGACCUGCAUGGCUAGGUUCUCUGCUCAGGGUGGACAGGGCUGGACUCGGCAUUACCCAGGCUUGUUCUCAUCUAGAUGAUCUGGGCGGGGAAGUCUACUUUCAAGUCUGUUUAUAUUGGCAAGAUCCAGUUCCCUCUGACUACUACUGAGGUCUCUGUUUUCUAGCUGUCCAUCAGUGAUCCCUCUAAGCUUGUACAGGCCAUUUGCAUUCCAUCUCAUGUGGCCCUCUCCAUCUUUAAGCCAGCAGUGAUGCAUUCGGAUGUUUCUGGUACUUUGUAUGUCUGACCUCUUCUGCAGCCAGCUGGAGAAACUGCUUUUAAAGGUCUUAACUUGAUUUGAUCAAGCCUGCCCAGAAUAAUCUUUGUUUUGCUGUAUAAUGUAACAUAAUCAUGGGAGUGCUGUCUCCUCAUAUUUAUGAUUUCUGUUUACACUCAGGAGAAAGAGAUUAUACAAAGGCAUAGGUAAUAGGGAGAAGUUGUCUUAGAAUGUCUUGCACCACAGCUCUCGUAACAUGUUUGCUGCUUAGAGCCUCUUAUGACAGUGUAAAUUUAAGCUGUGAAUAAAAACAUCUAAAAUGGGGGCACCUGGGUGGCUCAGUGGGUCAAAGCCUCUGCCUUCGGCUCAGGUCAUGAUCCCA
Messenger RNA from Mustela erminea (ermine), 2295 nucleotides. It is a transcript of the gene FAM185A, whose product is annotated as family with sequence similarity 185 member A. The record is from RefSeq and is a predicted model, not a curated record. The transcript is spliced from 8 exons. NCBI's taxonomy places the organism in Eukaryota, Metazoa, Chordata, Mammalia, Carnivora, Mustelidae. Bases 229 to 1407 code for a protein of 392 amino acids.